Acaulospora morrowiae is the source of this 609-nucleotide messenger RNA. Lineage: Eukaryota; Fungi; Glomeromycota; Glomeromycetes; Diversisporales; Acaulosporaceae. The record is from the annotation of a GenBank genome assembly.
AUGACAAAUAACUCUAAUAUUCCUCUCGUCUUUAAAUGGAUCAAUCUUGCUUAUUUGAUGAAGGAUGGGUUUAUAACAUACACCGCAGGUGCUAUUUUAAGCACAUUUGUAAUUACUUGGGUAAUAUCAAAAUUAGGAUUCAAUAAAUCUGAUACUGUAGCCGGAUCCAAUGCAGCACGGAUGAUGUCAUUACAUAAUGAAUAUGUCCCCGCCGGUAGUCUUGGGUCAAAUUUCCAAUCUGUUGAUACCACCGGUUUAAGUUCAGGAAGAAUUAUUGUCGCAGGUUUAGGAGUUGCUAUUGCAAUAAAAAAAGGGUUACAAGAAUUAGAAACCUUUCUUACCAUUAAAUACGAAAAUGAUGAGUAUCCAAUAGUGAUUUUUGAUAUCAAUGUUAAGAGCAACGAGGAUAAAAAGCUACUAUCAAUUCUUAAUGGAUUUGUCUUUGCACAGAAACUUACCGAAAAAAGAGUUAGACACUUCGAAUUUAUUAUUGAUGAAGGAUCAGAUAUUUUGCUGAACUUUUUGAUUGAUAAAUAUGGUAAGAAUGCUUUAACUUUGACGCAAAAUGGUUUCCUUCUGAUUCUUAGAGAUUUUAGUAGCAAAAUCUGA